GAGGAGCUGGAGGCAGGCAGGCAGGAAGGCAGGAAGGCAGGCGGCUCAUCGGUGGGAGCGAUGGUUCUUGUCGUGGGCUCGAGUCUUGGAUGAAAUAUGAAUAUAUGUUUUUUAAAAAGCCGCUUCAAGUAAAUAUAAGUUGGACUUGCUUUAUUUUUUUUCACCGGUGCCUAUUUUGCACAUCGGCAACUCUGUAGCCUUUUACUGGAACGUCGCAUGCACGGUGGAAGAACACCGACCUCCCUCGUUGACCGUCCCCGCCACCCGCACUCUUCUGACGGACUCAUCGGCAGCUUCACCCGGCGUUAGCUGGGAUGUGUGAGUGGCGCUCUUUGGUGGGCUGAAGGCACCGAGAGAGCGGCCCCGAGACACCGAAUCGAGGGGUGGUGGGGGGGGGGAGCCGAGAGCAUGGCUCUGGUACCGCUGUCUCUCUGGGUGCUAACUACUCUCACCUGGGCCAACCUGCUCCAGGUGUCCGCCAACCGGCACUCCAUAUACUGGAACAGCUCCAACAUCCAUCUCCGGCGUGAAGGCUACACCAUGCAGGUGAACGUCAACGACUACCUGGACAUCUACUGCCCGCACUACAACGACAGCCAGCGCAUGGUGGGCACCAGCGAGCAGUACGUCCUCUACAUGGUCAGUUACCGCGGCUACAGGAGCUGCGACCCCCAGAUGGGCUUCAAGAGGUGGGAGUGCAACCGACCCCACGCCCCCCACGCGCCCAUCAAGUUCUCCGAGAAGUUCCAACGCUACAGCGCCUUCUCGCUAGGCUACGAGUUCCACGUUGGACAGGAGUACUACUACAUCUCCACGCCCACCCAUCACCACGGCCGCAGCUGCCUGAGACUACGCGUGUACGUCUGCUGCUCCACAGCAGCGUCGGAUGUGGACGAUGGGGCGGAGCCAACGGAGGCAGACUACACGCUGACGCCAGGCCUCAACAUUGACGACGACGAUGAAUUUAACCCUUCUGUCCCCAAGCUGGAGAAGAGCGUGAGCGGAAGCAGCCCGAGUCGGGAUCGCCUGCUGCUCACCGUCACCAUGCUGCUGCUGGCCGCGCUCUUCGUCUCCUAGCAACGGCCAUCACAUCAGCAUCACCAUGCCGACUAGCCUUUUGGAGCGUGUAUGGUAUCAGCGGACGGGACAGUGAGGACGGUGUGUGUGUGUGUGUGUGUGUGUGUGUGUGUGUGCGUGUGUGUGUGUGUGUGUGUGUGUGUGUGUGUGUGUGUGUGUGUGUGUGUGAAUUGAAUCAUGCAAGCCACAUGAAGCAUUUAUAAAAGUGGCAACAUUAGACUGACGUUGUAGAAAAAGAAGAAAAAAAAAACCCACAUUCGACCCCCCCCCCCCACACGCAUUUUGAGGACUUUCUUCUGAAUCUGAUUGGCUGUUCCACUUCCUGCGGGCUGGUUGCCAUAGCAAACGGCGGGAACUCAAGUCAGCUGAAUGGAAUGGAUUUCUGCAGAAGUGAUUUUUCUUUUUUUUUUCCUUUGGGAGUUUAUUUGCGAGGAGAUGAGAAAGUUGAUUGACGCGACGCCAUGCGACACGAUGCGACGCGACACAACACGACGCCCGCCCACCCUGCUUUCAACUUCAAGCGUCCGUCUGCAGCACGUCCUUGAUGAAGUUUGAAGCCUUUCAAGCAUUUAAAUGAGCAAAACGGCCGUCGGCGAGCGAGGUUAACGACGCGCACCGCGGCUUCCCUUUUGCAUGUGCACACUCAGCAAUACCGCCCUCCUCGUGGAGCGCACUCCAGCGGGAGGACGAGGAGGCGAUGAAGGAGGCCCGCGGCGCCGCCGCCGCCGUGCUCCGCCAAUCUCAUCGUCCGUUUUUCUCUUGUGUCCGCUUGUGUGAGAGUGUGUGCGUGAGCGUGUUUAAAAAAGAUACCGACAGCCUGGAAACGUAGCAGGGGUGGGCAACCUGGGGCCCGGUGCUUCAAAUGCACACCACAUUUAAUCAUGUCGUCCUAUAUGCGGCUUACAAAUAUGUCAAUUUUAUCAGUAGCGCCCCCUACGUGUUGUGUUGGAAAAUCUUUGAAAGACAUCCUAGCAUACAGUUCAUGACAAUAAAAUCAUAUUCUAACGAGAAAAAAAGUAAAAAAAAGUUUUAUGAAAAUAAAGUCAAAAUAUUAUUGGAAUAAAAUUAAAAAUAGUGUUGGAAUAGUGGGAGCAUAACGUUGAAAUUUAGGUAUGGGAUAUUAUCUAGAAUAUUAUGAGAAUAAAGUCAAAAUAUUAUUGGAAUAAAGUUAUAAUUAUGAGAAGAAAAUUUAAAGCAGAAAUACUUGGGAACAUUUAAGAGAAUUUACCAGAAUAAAGUCAAAAUAUACAGAGAUAAAAGUCGUAUUCUAACAAGAAAAAAUGUUGCAAUUUUAUGAGAAUAUAGUCAAAAUAUUACAAGAAAAAUUUUGUAUUUUACAUGAAAAAAUUCAUGAGAAUUAAGUCCAAAUAUUAUGGGAAUAAAGUCAUAAUUAAUUGCAAGAAGACAAUUUACAAGACAGAAGUGGAAAUAGUUGGAAAAUACUUGAAUACUUUUUGGGAAUAAAGUCAAAAUAUACGAAACAAAAUACACAAAAAAUCAUAUGCUAACAGAAAAAAAAAGUUGCAAUUUUACGAGAAUUAUCUUCCAAGAAUAAAGUAAAAAUAUACAGAGAAAAAAAGUUAUAUUCUAAUGAGAAUUUUUAUUUUUUUUACAAAAAUAAAGUCAAAAUAUUAAGAAAAAGAGGAAAUGUAUGAGAAUCAAGUGAGAAUAUUACGGGAAUAAAUAAUUAUUAAUAAUUGCUAGAAAAUGUAUAAGUUGAAAUAGUUGAAAAAUACAAAAAAACAGAGGAAAAAUUACGAGAAUAAAAAUAUAUAAAUAUACAUAUAAAAAGUUUACAAGAAUAAACGUACGAUAAUAACAUCAACAUAUUAUGGCAAUAAAGUCCUAAUUGCAAGAAUAAGGUGAAAUAGUUGGAAAUUAAAACAAAAAAUAUAUAGCAAAAAUUGAAAAAAUUGUUGUAUUUUUACGAGAAGAAAUUCAAAAUGUGAAGAGAAAAAAAGGUCACAAUUUUACAAAAAUAAACUCAGAAUAUUAUAAGGAUAAAUAACGUCAUCUUAGUAGUAUUGCGCCAAUAUCACAAAUCUUCUCAUAUAAUCAACUCAUAUUGUAGCUUUUAGCAUAUUUCAUGUGAAAAAUGUACCAAAGUUUCCCCAAAGAAAGAAAAACAUCCCAUCAUGUCAAACACGAGGACGCCCAAUUUAAUAUUUCACUUUUUAAUGGUCGUCUGGAAGGACUUGACGUGGAAAAAUAUUGUAGCCAAAAGGUUCCCCACCCCUGCUUCGCAUCUUUCCAAUGAUAAAACGGCACCCAGCACCCAGCAUCCACCCACCACCACCACCCCCAACUACCGGUAACCCACCGAGGAGAGGUCAUGUCAAGCCAAAGGACACGCCGCCACUCCUGUAGCUGCUUAAAGCCGAGCGUUUCCAUGGCAACUAGCACCUUCUUUCACCGUGGUUUCCCCUGCCAGCCCGCCACGGACUCAAAACUUGGGAUGCUCUGAUUGCGGCACGUGAGGCGUUCGAGCGCCGGUGUAAAUCAGAGAGACUGUCAGACUGGACGGCGAAUGAACAUUUGGGUGUUUUCCGAUGUAAUGAAAGUGUUUGUUUGUUUUAUACAAACUUGAAUCUCAGUGUCCUUCAGUGUAGCUUUGGGUUUUUUUUCUAUUCCUUUGCUGUGAUGUGACUUUGUUAGUGGUGAUGAAAAACACGGAGCCAUGUUUCCACUUGGGCUGACUGCUUAGCAAACCUUGGAUAUCAUCUUCCUUUUGGAGCUUUUCUUUUUUGCAUCCGACUCCGAACUUCCUGUACAGUCACUGGGUUCCGUAGGCGGGAUUACAGUGGGACCUCUAAGGCCGAACGCAAUCCGUUUCAGGACAAAACUUGAUCUGGCAACAUUUACGUUUGGAAAAUACGGGAAAUUCCGGCCUUCCACCAGAAUGAUGCUUCUGAAUGAAAAAUGGGAAAUGAAAUUAUUAAAGGAAAAUAAUGAGUGCAAAAAAAUUUCCAUUAAAUUCAGAAAAAUGUCCAGCUAUCGCCAUAUUUACGGUAAAAAUGAUGGCGAUGUUGGCAACAGAAUUAUGCUUCUGAAUGAAAAAGGGAAAAUGAAAUUAUUAAAGAAAAUAAUGAGUGCAAAAAAAUAUCCAUUAAAUUCUGAAAAAUGUCCAGCUAUCGCCAUAAUUACAGUCAAAAUGAUGGCGAUGUUGGCAACAGAAUUAUGCUUCUGAAUGAAAAAGGGAAAAUGAAAUUAUUAAAGAAAAUAAUGAGUGCAAAAAAAUAUCCAUUAAAUUCUGAAAAAUGUCCAGCUAUCGCCAUAAUUACGGUAAAAAUGAUGGCGAUGUUGGCAACAGAAUUAUGCUUCUGAAUGAAAAAUGGCAAAUGAAAUUAUUAAAGGAAAAUAAUGAGUGCAAAAAAUUUUCCAUUAAAUUCUGAAAAAUGUCCAGCUAUCGCCAUAAUUACGGUCAAAAUGAUGGCGAUGUUGGCAACAGAAUUAUGCUUCUGAAUGAAAAAUGGAAAAUGAAAUUAUUAAAAGAAAUUAAUGAGUGCAAAAAAUUUUCCAUUAAAUUCAGAAAAAUGUCCAGCUAUCGCCAUAAUUACGGUCAAAAUGAUGGCGAUGUUGGCAACAGAAUUAUGCUUCUGAAUGAAAAAUGGAAAAUGAAAUUAUUAAAGGAAAAUAAUGAGUGCAAAAAAUUUUCCAUUAAAUUCUGAAAAAUGUCCAGCUAUCGCCAUAAUUACGGUCAAAAUGAUGGCGAUGUUGGCAACAGAAUUAUGCUUCUGAAUGAAAAAUGGGAAAUUAAAUUAUUAAAGGAAAAUAAUGAGUGCAAAAAAUUUUCCAUUAAAUUCAGAAAAAUGUCCAGCUAUCGCCAUAUUUACGGUAAAAAUGAUGGCGAUGUUGGCAACAGAAUUAUGCUUCUGAAUGAAAAAUGGGAAAUUAAAUUAUUAAAGGAAAAUAAUGAGUGCAAAAAAUUUUCCAUUAAAUUCUGAAAAAUGUCCAGCUAUCGCCAUAAUUACGGUCAAAAUGAUGGCGAUGUUGGCAACAGAAUUAUGCUUCUGAAUGAAAAAUGGAAAAUGAAAUUAUUAAAGGAAAAUAAUGAGUGCAAAAAAAUUUCCAUUAAAUUCUGAAAAAUGUCCAGCUAUCGCCAUAAUUACGGUAAAAAUGAUGGCGAUGUUGGCAACAGAAUUAUGCUUCUGAAUGAAAAAUGGAAAAUGAAAUUAUUAAAAGAAAUUAAUGAGUGCAAAAAAUUUUCCAUUAAAUUCAGAAAAAUGUCCAGCUAUCGCCAUAAUUACGGUCAAAAUGAUGGCGAUGUUGGCAACAGAAUGAUGCUUCUGAAUGAAAAAUGGAAAAUGAAAUUAUUAAAGGAAAAUAAUGAGUGCAAAAAAUUUUCCAUUAAAUUCUGAAAAAUGUCCAGCUAUCGCCAUAAUUACGGUAAAAAUGAUGGCGAUGUUGGCAACAGAAUUCUGAUCAUUAUCCUGGGAAAUUCUGGUCUUGGUCUCUGGAACAUAAGACUUUAUUUUGCAGAAAAUCUGAGAAAAUAUGGGAAAUUUUUCGGAAAAUAAUUUCCCCAUUUUCCACUCAUUACUUUCCCUUAAUAAUUGAAUUGUCCAUCAUAAUUUUUUUUUACCAUAAUUCUGAUAUUAUUUUCCCUUAAUGGUCAAAAUAAGGAAAAUUAAGAAACAUGAGGGAAAAUAUGGGAAAUUGCUGUUCAACAGAAAAUAAGGAAAAUUAUUCUUCCAGCGGGAAUUAUGGUUGAAAUUAACCACAAUUUCCCAUAUUUUCCGAAAAAUGUCCCUUAAUUCCUCGUUAAGGGAAUUUUUUCGGAAAUGAGGGAAACAUGGCAAAUUGUGAUUUAAUGGAAAAUAAUUGCUGAAUAUUUUUCCCAAUUUUUCUGAAAAUGCGGAAAAUUAUGGUUUUCCACCAGAAAUAUACUGUAGUUGAAAUCCUGAUGGAAAGAGCAAAUCUCCCUCAUUUCCCCGCAUUUACCUUUUAUUUCCUGGAAAAUGUCUGGUAUCCUUCCAAAUGUUGCCAGAUAUGUUGUUUUUUCCACGGAAGUAGUAAAAAUAUGGGAAACUUUUAUGGGAAAAUUUUCUCCCUGUAGGAAAUGAAUGUCAAACAAGCUUUAUCAGUUCCAGUGUCAAACUACGACCAUCACAAAGCCGUUAUUCACUCUACGGUUUUCAGUAACAUGUUGGUCUUUUUUCAAGACCCUCCAUUUAAAAAAAGCCAAAUAAAAAGCAAACCACGAGAAGUAGAAUGUGUUAUGAUAUGUCACUGAAAAGCCAAAUAAAAAGCAAAACGUGAAGUUGAUGCUGUAGACGCCACGGUGACAUCAUGAUUUCGCCGCCAGUCGUGCUUAGCAACCAGGACAGAGACUCAUGUUCCGUGCAUCCGGUUCUAUGGUUAUCAUCAUAUGACACAUGUAACUCCAUAAGCCUUUAUAAUGUGACUGAGCAUCCGGUUCUAUGGUUAUCAUCAUAUGACACAUGUAACUCCAUAAGCCUUUAUCAUGUGACUGAGCAUCUGGUUCUAUGGUUAUCAUCACAUUGCAUUGACUGUAUGACCUUGCGGUUGUUGUGAUGUAUUGUUUGUUAUAUUUGGAGGAGUACUUUUCAUAUUUUGUACUGCAACCUUUGAGGUUCCACUGUAUUUCCCAUUUGUUGGUAUUCUAAAUAAGGAUUCCGGAUUGAAGACUAAGCAUUUUUUUUUUUUUUUUACAUGAUAGUCUGCUUUUAGCUGUAAAAAAAAAAAAAAAAAAAAAAAAAGAAUGUGGCCUUUGCAAUCACCUUUGUAUAAAA
Messenger RNA from Doryrhamphus excisus (bluestripe pipefish), 6830 nucleotides. RefSeq names its product ephrin-A3b (gene efna3b). Gene Ontology annotation, biological process: ephrin receptor signaling pathway; axon guidance. Lineage: Eukaryota; Metazoa; Chordata; Actinopteri; Syngnathiformes; Syngnathidae. The record is from RefSeq and is a predicted model, not a curated record. Gene Ontology annotation, molecular function: ephrin receptor binding. Gene Ontology annotation, cellular component: plasma membrane.